Molecule: messenger RNA, 1004 nt
Organism: Macrobrachium nipponense
Lineage: Eukaryota; Metazoa; Arthropoda; Malacostraca; Decapoda; Palaemonidae
Product: very low-density lipoprotein receptor-like
Exons: 6
Coding region: 105-572 (155 amino acids)
Molecular function (GO): protein binding
Source: RefSeq, a predicted model, not a curated record
AUCAAUCACUGCUCCGGAGCCGUCCUGAUCACUUCGUUCCCUUGGCUGGCGACUGAGUCUCCGUUCAGGUUUCCUGGAACACACUAAAGGGCCUGAUUAGCAAGAUGGAGUUAACUGCUUUCCUGCUGUUGGUCUGCUUAGGCCUAACGUCUGCAAUCGACUGCUUACCCAGAGAGAUCUCCUGCAACAAUGAUACUCAAUGCAUCUCCCAACGGGACAUCUGCGACGGUAUUCCCGACUGCGCCGACGGUUCUGACGAAUAUGAUGAUGUAUGCCAAGCGUGGAAGCACGAUUGCCGGAAGGACUUUGUGAGUUGCUCCAGGAACCAUAUAACUAGGUGCAUUGAGAUCGCUGAUUACUGUGUUGCGGAAAGCCCGAUAUGUGAAGGCUCACUAGACCGUCGUCUCUGUACGGUGCUUAAAAACCAUCGGCUUAAGAAACUGCAGAAUGUCCUUCUAGUCCACAGGGUAGAAUCUGCAUUGGGACCCCUCACGAAUCCCUCUCGACCUUCGAGCCACGGUCUAUUUGGUAUAUUUGGUCUGCCGACGCCCAGGCUACCUGGCUCGCAGUAGGGGGCAUGACGUCACGCGAAAGACUCCUAUAGAAGUUUUCCUUGGUAUAUAUAGACAUCAGUUUUGUCAUUAAUGAAAAGAAAGCUGAAGCUUUUACUCCAGAAGAAACGGGCAUGCCCUCGAAAUCUACGGGCACAAAGUAACAUCUAGAAUUCGCCGUCAUGGAAAAUUUUUGAUGAAUUAUCAUAUUAAGUUUUUUGGAAAUUUGUGAACAAGUCCUAAAUUAACAUUAGUCAUUGUAAUGUAGAUGCUUUGCUUCUCUCUCUCUCUCUCUCCCCCUCUUUGUUUCCCCCGCAUUCUCUUUCUCCCGCUUUCUCUCCCUCAAUCUCUCUCUCUCUCUCUCUCUCUACGCAAAAUGGCCAUGAUACAAAUGUUAAAAACCAGUGAUUGAAUUCAAUAUUUGUCUUAAUUCUAAAUAAACUAUUGCAAAUC